Zea mays is the source of this 2002-nucleotide messenger RNA. RefSeq lists its product as uncharacterized. The record is from RefSeq and is a predicted model, not a curated record. Gene Ontology annotation, cellular component: Golgi apparatus; endoplasmic reticulum. Gene Ontology annotation, biological process: peptidyl-L-cysteine S-palmitoylation; protein targeting to membrane. The transcript is spliced from 10 exons. Gene Ontology annotation, molecular function: protein-cysteine S-palmitoyltransferase activity. The coding region runs from base 548 to 1528 and encodes 326 amino acids. NCBI's taxonomy places the organism in Eukaryota, Viridiplantae, Streptophyta, Magnoliopsida, Poales, Poaceae.
UUAUUCCUUCCAUAUCUCAGAAAAUGGGAAAAUAAAAAAACUAUUAAAAAGUGCGUGUCAGAUUUACGAAUUUAAUCUUUAGAAAUUAGAAUGUCAAUUGUGCAAAGCCAGUUAUUUAGGGUGUCAAAAAUACAAAUUUCUCCUCCCGAACACCCUACUCGUUCUCCCCCAUCGGCGCCGCUACGACCAGCGUUUGAGCCACUCGCCGCCGCGCACGAUCCUCCACGCCUUGCUCCAGUCCUCGUCGGCACGCCUCCUUCCCAACCCUAACCCUAGCACUAGCAGUCAGUCGAGCGGCGGCAAGUCAAGGGUCUGUCGAGCGGGCCGGCGGCGAAGAAGUGUCUAGCGAGGCGAGUCAGGUGCAGGGGGACCCACCCGCAGCGGUGGCGUGAAGCGCGUUUGACUGGAUCGACCAGGUUGGCGGCUAAACAGAGGAGGUUGCUUGUUUGUUUUCUCCGUCCGGCUGCGGUUUUCCUUUGACUGGAUCGAUCAGAUUUGCCGGCGGCGGCAGCGGUCCCCCGGCAAAGGCGUGGGGAUCCCUGCCGGGAUGGAGGUGCCGUGGCUGCUGCUGGUGCACGGGUCAGUGACGGCGCUGGUGGUGGUGUCGUUCCUCUGCGGGCAAUGGCCCAUCUUCGAGGGCACCUUCAUCCAGAGCAUCAACCACUUCCUCACCUUUGGGGCCUACCACUACCUCCUGCGGUUUGUGCAGUCUGUGUGCGGCACUGGGGCUAGGGAUCUCGUCCUCGGUGUCGAGGGAUACUGCUGCGACCGACCCAACCCGAUAUUGCAGGUAUUUUAUGUUGCCAUAAUUGGAGUGACAUAUUUUAUAAUAGUGCAGACAUCUUUCCAGUAUAUUCCUGGGUAUUAUGUGAGUGGAUUGCACAGAUAUCUGAGUGUUGUGGCUGUUUCUGUUGGUGCUAUACUCUUCGUGCUUACUAGCUUUUCUGAUCCUGGGACUGUUACUGCUGAAAAUGUUUCUCAAUACGUAUCUUCCUACCCAUAUGACAACAUUAUUUUUGUGGAGAAAGAAUGUUCAACUUGCAAGAUUACUAGGCCAGCCAGGGCAAAGCACUGUAGAAUAUGUGACAAGUGUGUUGCUCGAUUCGAUCACCAUUGUGGAUGGAUGAAUAAUUGCAUUGGGGAGAAAAAUAUUCGGUAUUUUGUGGCCUUUUUAGUUUGGCAUUUCCUUAUAUGUCUGUACGGGGCUUUAAUCCUUGGCUUCAUUCUUGCUGGUGAAAUAAAAGAGCGGAAAAUUAUAUACAUUCUGACAGUUUAUUAUGGCAUCGAUAAUUCAUUCUCGGGCUUGUUUCCACAUGUUGCACAGUGGUUGCUUGCUGUGCAUAACACUCAGAUACUCUUGAGUGUAUUUUUGGCUAUAUUAGCACUGCUCCUUGGUGGCUUUUGUGCUUACCAUGCACAUCUUUGUUUGACAAAUACAACAACCAACGAGGUGAGACUUAGUGAUCUUGAGCCUUUGAAAGACAUUCAAAUGGCAAGACUACAUCAUGUGGAUGAAAAAGGAAAAUGAAGCAAAGGCGGACGCUGCCACGCUCAGAUCCAGCAUAGGCUCGGCCAAUAGUGAUGCACAGAAAGCUCCUCCAAGCAAAUGGAGGACGUUCUUCAUGAGAUCCCGCACACCAAGCAUGGAACCAGUUGUGAGAAACAACAUAUAUGACAGAGGCAUGAUUACAAACCUGUGCGAGGUGGUCGUCCCUUUAUCAGAACGGAAGGCAUUUUCCCGCAUGAAAUCAGAUUGAUGUCUUUUGUUGCAGUUGCUUUGUCACCAAACUGUUGUUGUAUAUCAGUGUAGAAUUUGCGACACAUUUUUUUUGGUCAUACCAUAGAGGCAUAGGGGAAAAUAUUCAGGAUAAUCGUGUUCAGUACCUACGACCUAUUUAUUAUAGGUGAAAGGUUUUGAAGUUGCAUUUGCCUUUGCAAUACGCCGAUGUCACUAUUCUGUUUUUAGAACAUGAUUCUGAAAUGGCACUAAAUAUGAAACUCA